UUCCCUGUUGGCGUGAGGUGAUACAAUGAAGGGACGAUGGCUGCCCGCAUCAGAGUAAUAUGGAUAAGAUCGACCGCCGUGACAGCCUCUGUUCAUGAUGGUUCUGCGCUCCUGAACUCUUUCUUUGCCAAAACACACUAAUCUCCCCGUUUCGUCCCAUCUACAGAGUUCAAGUGUUGUAUUUGCAUCAGUCUGCUAGCCCCGUGCUAUGAUUCUGCCCACAUCAACUGUCUUUUAUUGACCUGACCGAUAUCACUCAUAACAUGGCCAUCACACAGUUUCGCCUUUUUAAAAUAUGCACCUGCUUGGCAUCUAUUCUUUCAUUUUUUAAAAGACUGAUUUGCAGGACUGGAAGGUCACGUAAGCUGAGCGGGGAUCAGAUCACCCUCCCGACCACUGUUGACUAUUCCUCUGCCCCAAAACAGCCGGAGAUUGAAGAGUGGAGCUCAUGGGAUGAAGAAGCACCCACCAGUAUCAAAAUUGAAGGCGGUAAUGGGAUAGUUGCACCUCCACAGAAUCAGGCUGAAGAAGAAGAACCGGACUAUUUCAAAGACAUGGCUCCCACCAUCAGGAAAACACAAAAAAUUAUCUUGAAGAAAAGGGAACCUCUGAAUUUCUCUAUGCCAGACAGCUCCUCAGGUUUCUCAAGCCGACUAGCCGCCACUCAGGACAUGUCUUUCAUCCAGCCCGCUGCGGAGCUGGGGGAUCUGGACACCUGGCAGGAGAACACCAACGCCUGGGAGGAUGAAGCAGAUGCAGCUUGGGAGGCAGAGGAAGUGCUGAGGCAGCAGAAGAUGGCAGAGCGAGAGAGACGUGCCAUUGAGCAGCAGAGGAAGAAAAUGGAGAAAGAGGUGCAGAGAAUGAUGAAAAAAGAGCAGAAGAUCGCUGUCAAACUCUCAUAACAUUAACGCAGCGCACCGGACACUAAACCACAGCCAAACAACUGUAGAUUGGACAUUUUUACCUGGUUUCAUUCCAUCUGCCACACUGCUGUCUUCAACUCUGUUAUGGGCUAUUUUUUUAAAAGUCAGGUUGUGUUUUUUUUUUGUAUUGGAUGGAAAACAGCACAGAGAACUACUUUCUCCUUUCAUUCUUGAGUUAUUGUGACUGUUCUUACCAUGUGCUUGAUUAAAUAGAAAAAAACACAGUUUUUUAUUUCAGUAUUUAUAAUACUUGAACAAUUUUUCCCAAAAUCAUAAGGAAUUCCAUUUCUUUUUUUAAUUUUUGUUGUUAUUUUUUGCUUUUUUCCUAUCUGUUUUUCUUCAUCAGUCUUGUAACUGUACUUCAAACACUGGAUUUCACCAAAUAGUGGUGAUUUCAGUCAAUUUAAUUUAUCAACAGAUUUAUGCAACUUUAAAUUUGUCUGUCAAAUCCGUUACCCUCCUGUUUACCUGAUAAUUAUGGUCUUUCUAAAGACAAAGGUCAGCAUUUGAUAAUUAAUAAUUAUUUACAUUUAUAUAGCGCUUUCCUGGACACUCAAAGCGCUUUACACAUAGGGGGAAAUCUCCUCAUCCACCACCAGUGUGCAGCAUCCAACUGGAUGACGCGACGGCAGCCAUAUUGCGCCAUACUGCACACCAGCUUAUUGGUGGAGGGGAGACAGAGUGAUAAAGCCAAUAUGGUAUGGCCAUGUUGGACAGAGACCAGUGGGCAAAUUUGGCUAGGAUGCCGGGGUUAAACCCCUACUUUUUUCGAAGGACAUCCUGGGAUUUUUAACGACCACAGAGAGUCGGGACCUCUGUUUAACGUCUCAUUCAAAAGAUGGCGCUCACUGAGCAGUAAAGAGUCUCCUUCACUAUACUGGGGCGUUAGGACCCACACAGACCUUAGGUUGAGCGCCCCCUUCUGGCCUCACUAACACCAACUCUGGCAGCAACCUAGCUUUCCCAUCUGGUCUCCCAUCCAGGAAAUCUAAUAUCUGUUUUUCUUCAUCAGUCUUGUAACUGUACUUCAAACACUGGAUUUCAUCAGAUAUGGGUGAUUUCAAUUAUUUUAAAUUAUCAUCAGAUUUAUGGUACUUUAAAUUGGUCUGUCAAAUGCGUUACCCUCCUGUUUGCCUGAUAAUCAUGGUCUUGAUUAUGAAUAAUCUAGAAGUUUCUAAAGACAAAGCUCAGCAUUUGAUUAUUAAUAAUUAUUUACAUUAAUAUAGUGCUUUACACUUAAAGCGCUUUACACAUAGGGGGGAAUCUCGUCAUCCACCACCAGUUUGCAGCAUCCAACUGGAUGACGCGACUGCAGCCAUAUUGCAGCAGACAGCACACCAGCUGAUUGGGGGAGAGGAGACAGAGUUAUUAAGCCAAUUAUGAUAUGGGGAUGUUAGGAGGCCAUGAUGGACCAGUGGGCAAAUUUGGCCAGGAUGCUAGUGUUAAACCCCUACUCCUUUUUUUUUUGAAGGACAUCCUGGGAUCUUUAACAAACACAGAGAGUCGUUUUAACGUCUCAUCCGAAAGACGGUGCUCCCUGAGCAGUAUAGGUUCUCCUUCACUAUACUGGGGCGUUAGGACCCACACAGACUGCAGGUUGAGUGUCCACUUAUGGCCUCAUUGACACCACUUCUGGCAGCAACCUAGCUUUCCCAUGUGGUCUCCCAUUCAGGUACUGACCAGGCGCUGCCCUGCUGAGCUUCAGUGUGUGACCAUGUGAGAGUUGCAGUGAGCUAGCUGCCGUCAGUUGGAAGGCAGUGAGUACAGUGUGUACUGAGGCUCGGCACUUUUUAGACGUGGGUUGGUUGUUAUGGAAACACUGAAAUUUUAAAAUACCCAAAAUUGGCAAGCAAACCAUCCUUUAUCUUAAGACGGUGUUUUACUUAUAAGAGUGUGUUACUGAGAAGAGCAUUUUUAUUAUUAAUGACGAAAACAACAACAACUAUAUAUAUAUAUAUAUUGAUCAUUUUCCUUGAUUCAGUGAAGAUGACACUAACGGUGGUGCUGAAAUUAACCUCUGCAUGCUAUGAAUAUUAAGGAACAUGAAGCCAUGAGAGCCACAGGUACUGAAAUCUAUCAAAAAAGGAAUAAAAUCACACCUUUCGUAUCA
This is a messenger RNA of Danio aesculapii, 3033 nucleotides long. It is a transcript of the gene ebag9, whose product is annotated as estrogen receptor binding site associated antigen 9. The transcript is spliced from 7 exons. NCBI's taxonomy places the organism in Eukaryota, Metazoa, Chordata, Actinopteri, Cypriniformes, Danionidae. The record is from RefSeq and is a predicted model, not a curated record. Bases 264 to 902 code for a protein of 212 amino acids. Gene Ontology annotation, cellular component: secretory granule.